Molecule: messenger RNA, 2013 nt
Organism: Temnothorax curvispinosus
Lineage: Eukaryota; Metazoa; Arthropoda; Insecta; Hymenoptera; Formicidae
Product: coiled-coil domain-containing protein 174
Exons: 2
Coding region: 237-1991 (584 amino acids)
Cellular component (GO): nucleus
Source: RefSeq, a predicted model, not a curated record
CUUAUUUGGAACGUUAUGAAAUUUAUUUACGCAAUUUGUUCACGUGCAUACGUAAAGCAUACGUCUUGAGCCUUCCGUCAAGUAAUUCACGGGAAACAAUCGUGGAUUAAAUAUAUAUAUAUAUAUAUAUAUAUAUAUAUAUAUAUAUCGACGGUCUGUAUUCUGGACUUUUGCAAAAAGUGCUCUCUUUACUUGCCGAGAUAUUUAUUCAAGUUGAGAAUACGCUCCAAAAAACGAUGAACAUGACGAAAAAGAUAAACGUCAACUUUUCAUCCUUGGUGGGCCUGAAAGCAGAACUGUUGAGGAAACAAGCUGAAGUAAACGAGGCCAAGUUGAAGACCGAGCCUGUCACGGCGCUGCCACUGUUGAGUAAGAAUAAGAAGAAGAGCAAAAAGACUGUUGCAGACGGUCGUGCUGAAGAAAAGGCCAAGAGACCGAGGAUGGACUCGGAGGAUAUUGUCGCCCACAAAAAGUCAAAAUUAAUGUUGGAAGCUAAAUCAAGAUUGUAUGAGAGGUUGAAGAAAUCGAAGAAUAAUAACGAUAAAUUUCUGGUCGAUUUUGAGAAUAAAUUGGACGAACCCAACCAAGACGUCGUGGAUGAGACGAUUAAUGAAGACGAUCCCUUGGAGCCGGAGGAAACGUGGGUCGAGUAUCAGGAUUGUUUUGGCCGUACGAGAAAGUGUUUGCGGGAGGAUCUGCCGCACAUGCGGAAGAAGGAUGAUUUCAUAAAGCAGGAAAUAAUGAAGAAACAUCUCGGUGAAGAGGAAGAAGAGGAAAACAAGGAGCAAUACUCUGUGCAGGAGAAAGAACCUGAGAUAGAAAUCAUGAGAAGAAAAUGGGAAGAACAAACGCGAAAGCUUGCGGACAAAGCUGAUAUACAUUAUCAAGACAUAUUGUUCGACGAGGCGCGAGCGCACGGCGUCGGUUACUACGCGUUUUCGCAAGACGAGGAGGAGAGAAUAAAGCAGCAAGAAAACCUGGCGAACUUGAGGAAGGAGACAGAGAGAAAGCAGAGGGAACGGAAGGAGAUCGAGGAACUGAAGGAGAGAAUGGAACAGAAUAGAUUGAAGGCAGCGAGAAUUAGACAGCGUAUCAGAGCGGGCUUGCCAGCGGAGCCUACGGAGGAGGAGUUGGCCCAAGAAAUGUAUAAUAAAUCUGCGGAAAAUAAAGACGAGUCUGCUGAAAAGUCUACGGAGACGGCUGAUCGUGUAGCCACAAGUGUCGUGGAUGCAUCUAUCCAGGAAAAAAAAACGGAUGAGGAUGAGGAUAAGAUAAAAGCCUUUGGAGAACUUCUGGGCAAGAAGAAUCACUGGCGCGUAAUGUCGCAAGAAGAAUGGGUAGAUAAAUGUAGAGCGCAAAGAAUUAACGAAUUUGGGCCAGUUUAUGAUAAUUUUACGAGUGGUGGAUUUUACAACUAUUCUCAGAACGAUGAGCAGUUGAUUCGUAAAGAAAACGAAAAGCCAGAUAACGCAGACACUUGUAGUAACUCUCAGAAAUUCAUUGAAGAAUCCAUCAACAAUUUACAGACGCGUCAAGACAGUAACGUGUCUGUCGGUACGGAGACAGUUUUCCGUGCUCAAGACCGCGAUAGCACGAGUCAGAUAGACAAAAACAAUUUACCGGGAAACAACGCGGCCAAUACCAGCUCCCACGACGUGUCGAAAAGUACACGAGGACCGGCAACAACUCCCGCUGUGACCUUUUCUCAGGAACAAACGACCGUUUCAUCACCGUUUACUCAUCUAUCCAGCACGUAUUUACGAAAUGUAUAUGACUCGUCUGAGAUAUAUACGCCUGAACAGCAAAAACAAACAGACGAUAUGAAUAUCCCCCUUCCUGGUGAAAAUGACGUUUCAUCUUCCGCUUCCAACAGUGUCGGUCACACAAACAAGCAAGAAUCAUUGUCACGAAAUAUAAAUGAAGUAAACAUUAUGGCUGGUCUGAAAUAUUUAAGAGAAAAAUUCGAAGCGAGUCACAGUAAAUGUACAUAAUAAAGCAUUAUUAUUAGUAUUA